AACGCUUUGAUCCUUCCCCUUUUACGUAGGAGAUCCACAGUAGUCUUGCAGAUAUCGAAGUGUAACAGAAAAAUGGAGUUCGUAAGAGACCACGUUUGGAGAGUCAGUAAUAAUUUUUGCAACACAUUUUACAAUUCUGAAUAAGAGCGCUUUCUGUACAAUGCGAUUUUAUUUUAUGAUUUGUGGAACAAGAAUACUUUAUAAUAAUAGCCUGAUAUAAGAUAAAUAUAGAAUUUAUAUUUACAACGUGAUCCAGUGUGGCGAGUUUGAUUUUUAAGCUUUUAAAAAGUGCAUACAAAUAAUUCGUGCACUUUUAAUUUUCGAAAUAAUAUACAGCUUGUCUUCGAUGCUAAUAUUAUGAUAACUUAUUCUUGUCAUAAACGUCGUAACUAAUACCAUUAAUCAUUAACGUGUGUGCUGUGUUUUAUGAACAUGGAGUCAUGCACAAGAGAGCGUUUGGUUUUGAAUGAAAAUGAAAAGGUCGUUUACACGUCUAAUGAAUUUAAUUUACUACCAUUUUACAUUGUAAAGCAGAACGUGAAUUAGUUCUACAAAUAAAAACAGAAAUGGAUAGGGAAACCUUUCAGUCGUGUUCAAGUAUAAGUAAGAUCUCCAGAAAAUCAUACGAGCAGUUCUUUUCCUCUCACUUUGUCGACUAUAUAGUAAAAAGGGAUUUUAGCUAUUCCAAGUUUUUUAAAAAUUACUUGCUUCCAAACCAUCCUUGUGUGUUUUCGACAAAAUUUACGGAAGACUGGAGCUGUAGGAAACACUGGGUCACUGAAGAAGGAAAACCAAAUUUCCAACGACUGCUGCAGGACUAUGGAGAUGCUCUGGUUCCUGUGGCAAAUUGCAAUGUGAAGGAAUACAAUGCCAAUCCAAAACAGAUUAUGCCCUUUAAAGACUAUGUUGCCUAUUGGAAAGAAUACAUUCAAAACGGACACUCAUCUAACAAGGGAUGCCUAUACCUCAAGGAUUGGCAUAUGGACAGGGAGUUUCCUGAGCAUAAUGUUUAUAGCACUCCAAUGUUUGCCACCUCAGACUGGCUGAAUGAGUACUGGGAUGCCAUUGAAGUGGAUGAUUACCGCUUUGUCUACAUGGGACCUGAAGGCUCAUGGACCCCCUUCCACGUGGAUGUCUUUUGCUCCUACAGCUGGUCAGCGAAUGUGUGUGGAAGGAAAAAGUGGCUUCUGUACCCUCCAGGACAGGAAGAAUAUCUUCGAGAUUGUCAUGGCAAGCUUGCUUAUGACAUCACUGCGCCCAUACUCCAGGACAAGAGGAAAUACCCUCAUUACGAGGAGGUCUGUAAGCCUCUGGAAAUCAUCCAGGAAGCGGGUGAAGUAAUCUUUGUGCCCAGUGGAUGGCAUCACCAGGUGUAUAAUUUAGAGGACACCAUCUCUAUUAAUCACAAUUGGCUCAAUGGCUGUAACUUGGACAUCAUGUGGCAGUUUCUUCAAGGGGAGUUGAGUGCUGUGCAGAAUGAGAUUGGAGAGUGGAAAAACACCAUGGACAAUUGGCACCAGCACUGCCAGGUGAUCAUGAAGUCAUGCAGUGGCAUUGACUACAGGGAGUUCUACACCUUCCUGAAGAUCAUUACAGAGAACCGUCUCACCUUCCUCAACUCCUGUGCAGGAAGCUCUUCCUCCAGCAGGCUGUCUGAGGCCUUGGCUGCUCUAGGUCCUUACCACGCAGCCUUUGAUCUGCAGCGAGUGGCACAUGUCUUGGAGUGUCUGCUCAGCAACGAAGACUUCAAGAGGCUGGACCCUGAUUCAUUGUCAUCACAGCCAGAAAACUUGCUACAGCAAAUCAAAGAGGCACUGGGAUCAGUACUGUGAUGAUACCCACUCAGAGAAAAAGACAGAUGCUGCAGGAUGCAACAUAUAAUGUUGCAGUUUUUCACUUGUGUUGAUUUCAUUUGUUGCACUGCCACUGUGGAUAUUUCAGUGUCUUGUGAAUUGGCACUGUUAAGUGUGACACAAGUAACCAAUUCUUUUUCUUCUUUUUACUGUGUGUGAUCCUAAGUCUCACUUCUGUUUCAUCUAUCAGUUGAAUCUGAACAAAAGCAGGUUACCUGCUUAUACAGGGUAAAAUAAAUCUAUCUGAAUAUAAAACA
This is a messenger RNA of Lepisosteus oculatus (spotted gar), 2110 nucleotides long. It is a transcript of the gene jmjd4, whose product is annotated as jumonji domain containing 4. The record is from RefSeq and is a predicted model, not a curated record. Gene Ontology annotation, cellular component: nucleus; cytoplasm. Lineage: Eukaryota; Metazoa; Chordata; Actinopteri; Semionotiformes; Lepisosteidae. Gene Ontology annotation, molecular function: sequence-specific DNA binding; 2-oxoglutarate-dependent dioxygenase activity. Gene Ontology annotation, biological process: positive regulation of translational termination; protein hydroxylation.